Messenger RNA from Echinops telfairi (small Madagascar hedgehog), 1762 nucleotides. RefSeq names its product zinc finger protein 699-like. Gene Ontology annotation, biological process: regulation of transcription by RNA polymerase II. The transcript is spliced from 2 exons. Bases 15 to 1394 code for a protein of 459 amino acids. Gene Ontology annotation, molecular function: RNA polymerase II cis-regulatory region sequence-specific DNA binding; DNA-binding transcription factor activity, RNA polymerase II-specific. Gene Ontology annotation, cellular component: nucleus. Lineage: Eukaryota; Metazoa; Chordata; Mammalia; Afrosoricida; Tenrecidae. The record is from RefSeq and is a predicted model, not a curated record.
AAGGGCACAUCAGCAUGCUGUCUGUUUUCAACCGAAGACAUAUUGUAGAGAACCUCUAUGAAAACAGUGAAGACACUCAGUGUGGACAGACUUUCAGUUGGAUUUCAAAUCUUUGUAUGCUCAGAACUCCAGGGGAAGCACAUCCUUCUGAAUACCUUAAGUGUAAAAAAUCCUUGAUGGAUAAUUCUUCACAUAAACAGAUCACAUCUGACUCUACAUACAAUGCGUGUCAGUGUAAGGAAUAUGGAGAAGCCUGCAGUUCUCCCUCUUCUAUUGGCCCUCCUGUGAGAACUCCUAAUGGAGAAAAACCAUACGAAUGUAAUGAAUGUGGGAAAGCCUUUACUUGGCCAUCACAACUCAUUUCUCAUUUAAGAAUUCACAGUGGAGAUCGGCCUUAUGAAUGUAAGGAAUGUGGAAAAACGUUUCGUCAUUCCUCACAACUCACUCCACAUAUGAGAAUCCACAGUGGAGAGAAGCCUUAUGAAUGUAAGGAGUGUGGGAAAGCCUUUCGUCAUUCCUCACACCUCACAAAUCAUAUACGAACCCACAGUGGAGAGAGGUCUUAUGAAUGUAAAGAAUGUGGUAAAGCUUUUCGUAAUUCCUCACAACUCAUUAUACAUAUGAGGACCCACAGUGGAGAGAGGCCUUAUGAAUGUAAAGAAUGCGGGAAAACUUUUAGCUGGUCAUCACACCUCACUUCACAUUUAAGAACUCACAGUACAGAGAGGCCUUAUGAAUGUAAGGAAUGUGGAAAAGCGUUUCGUCAUUCCUCACACCUCAUCAUCCAUAUGAGGAUCCACAGUGGAGAAAGGCCAUAUGAAUGUAAGGAAUGUGGGAAAGCUUUUAGUCAGUCCUCAGACCUCACGAGACAUAUGAUAACUCACAGUCGAGAUAGGUCUUAUGAAUGUAAAGAAUGUGGGAAAGCCUUUCGUCAUUCCUCGCACCUCACUAUACAUAUGAAAAUUCACAGUGCAGACAGACCUCACGUAUGUAAGGAAUGUGGCAAACCCUUUUGUCACUCUUCACAUCUCACAAGUCAUAUGAAAAUCCACAGUGGAGUUAGGUCUUAUGAAUGUAAGGAGUGUGGGAAAGCCUUUCGUCAUUCUUCGUACCUUCUUAUACACAUGAGAACUCACAGUGGAGAGAGGCCUUAUGGAUGCAAGGAAUGUGGGAAAGCCUUUAGCCAGUCCUCACACCUCACUGAGCAUAUGAGAACGCACAGUGGUGAGAGGCCUUAUGAAUGUAAGGAAUGUGGCAAAGCCUUUCAUCAGUCCUCAAAUCUCACUAGACACGUGAGAACUCACAUUAGAGAUAAGUCUUAUAAAUGUAAGGAGUGUGGUAAAACUUUUCAUCAGUCCUCACACCUUAAUGCACACAUAAGAACUCACAGUUGAGAAAUGUGUGAAAGAAUGAAAUAAAAGAAUGUGGGAAAGCUUUUUGCCAUGUUCAGUACUUAAAACUAAAAACUAAACUCACUGCUUGGAGUCAGUUCCGACUCAGUGAUCCCAUAGGAGAGUAGAACCUCUCCUUAGGGGAGCAGAAAACCUUUCUCUUUCAUAGAGUGGCUAGUGGGUUGCAAAUGUUGAGUUUACAGUUGUCAGCACAACACAUAACCUAUUGUACUGCCAGUAUCUGAACAUAGAUACCCUCACAGUACCAGAGACCUUGAAUGAAAGGAAUGUGGGUAAGCUCUUAAUUAUUCCUUAUAACACACUGAAUAUUUGAAACAUCACCCUGGAGAUUAGCAAUUUGAUUAUGCAGA